Clonostachys byssicola is the source of this 612-nucleotide messenger RNA. NCBI's taxonomy places the organism in Eukaryota, Fungi, Ascomycota, Sordariomycetes, Hypocreales, Bionectriaceae. The record is from the annotation of a GenBank genome assembly.
AUGAAAUCCACCAUCUCAUCAUGGAAUGGAUGUCUCUACUUUGAAGCCCUGCGGCUUGAUACCUACCCGGGACUUGAGACUAAGUACCUGAUUGCGAAGCAAAGCGUUGACGAUGGCGGAAAUCUCCUAAUGAAAGGGCAAUACAGAGCCCUCAACCUUUUCGAGUACCUAUUCAACAAAUUCGUUUUCGGGGACAUAAGCUUUUAUGUAUCUUCACAGACCACAAAUAUCCAGAGUCGCCAGGCCUGCGAUAUUGUCAUUGAGUGCGAAACUCCGGAUGGAGCGUGGAAGAUCCUCUGUUUUGCAAAGAGGGCCGUCAACGGCACCGAGACUCUUGUCACAGCUAUCGAGGGACAGGCACUGGGCUAUUGUAAGGACUUCCUGACAGCCAAUCCUGGCAUUGACAAGGGCCUCGCCUGUACAAUCAUCGGUGGCUCCAUUCGGUGCUGGACGUAUUCCCAAGGGGACGAGGACCUUUUAGGUUUCUGGGAUAGCCAGUUCCGUGAUAGCUACAGGUACUACCUCGAUAUUGGCGAUGAUGCGAAUAUCGCCCGGUUGAACCACGCUUUCAACUUGAUCAAGUCGAUCGCGGAAUUUCAUAGAUCGAGAUAA